CAUAACAACAACAACAACAACACAUGGCUAGCACGUCUGUCGAUUUUCGUACUCCAUCACGGUUACGUUUCGAUUUUUUUUGCGCUCCUAAGUCCAAACGUUUUUUGUAUUUGCUGUUAUUUGUUUUGGUAUUGUAUAGGUACAUUAUUUAUCAAAAUAAUGUCUUUAAUUGUUAAAAUGUUCUGUGGUUCUAGACGCUUGUCUAUUAUCUCCUACCGUCGUCGGUGCGCGCCUUAUAAAAUUUAAUUUCUCAUUAAAUUCCUUACAAUAUUUGAGUUUUGUACUUACUAUAUUAUACUUUUGUACUUUUGUGGGCUACCGUCAACCAUCAACACCGUUCGCCGUCGCCGUCUCCAGGUGCCAAAUUUCCAAGUUCCAACCUACACUCUAGUAGAGUGACUCUACGGUGCCCCACAGCCAUUUCCGCGACCGACACAGAUUAUUUGAUGGAUGCAUUGUUUUGAAAAACGGACAUUAUUUGAGUUUAUACUUACUACUUUUGUGCGUCCUACCAUCUCGUGUUCACUGUCAACGAGGUUUGCCGUCUCCGAAUUCUUACCUACACCGUACAGUGCCACCUACUACUGCCAUAUCCUACACAGAUUCAAGGCAUUCAUACCUUGACUUAAUAUACAAUUCACAAUGGAAAAUACAAAUCUAAUACCAGAAUCAAGAAAAUGCAAACCAGUCAAAUUGUUUAAAAAAUCAUCUUUCAUUGAUAAAUAUGAAGGUUUGCAAUCCUUACGCAAUGGUGAGAUUCUUUGUGAUAUUAAACUGGAAACGGAUGAUAACAAAAUAAUAACUGCACAUUUCGUGGUUUUAUCAGCGGCUAGUCCAUAUUUCCAUGCUAUGUUCACAAAUUUUGCAGAAAGGAAUCAUGAUCUUGUGGAAAUGAGACACAUAGAUUAUUCCGCUUUACUGCUCUUAGUAAACUUCAUUUACACAGGACAAAUCGUGGUUACUGAAGAAAAAGUCCAGGAUUUAUUACCGGCUGCAGAUCUCUUGCAGUUCCAAGGAGUAAAAGAGGCUUGUUGUGAUUUCUUACAGUCACAGCUCUGUCCUACAAAUUGUAUCAGCAUUAACAAUAUUGCUGAUAUACAUAGCUGUACGAAAUUGUUAACAAGUUCAGAAAUAUAUAUUCAUCAACACUUUUCGUACGAAAUUUAAUUUAUUAUUUUGAUUCUAAAAGUAUUAUAAGUAUUAGCAUUCAUAUUUUUUUUUUGUAUAAAUGUUUUCAUAUAUUGCAUUAUAGCAGGCGUGCCCAACCUUUUUCAACUUGCGGGCCACAUUCAAAAUUUAUAUUUAUACUGCGGGCCGUAUAUGCUUCACAGGUUUUUUUUUUUUGUUCAUUUCGAUAAAAUAUAGACUAGUCAUAGGUAUAUCUAUUGUACAGUCAUUUGAAAGAUUUAUAUAAAGAUAUCACAGAUAAAAACACAGAUUUAAUACAUUUUUAUAAGACUCUUACUGAUGAUUUUCCAAAAAUAAAAGAAUUAUCAAUGCGUUUA
This is a messenger RNA of Metopolophium dirhodum (rose-grain aphid), 1505 nucleotides long. RefSeq names its product kelch-like protein 2. The coding region runs from base 643 to 1167 and encodes 174 amino acids. Gene Ontology annotation, molecular function: protein binding. The transcript is spliced from 5 exons. The record is from RefSeq and is a predicted model, not a curated record. Lineage: Eukaryota; Metazoa; Arthropoda; Insecta; Hemiptera; Aphididae.